AUGUUCCGAUCGGAGGCGCACUUCCGCAUGUUAACCAACCUGCGCUUUCUGGAAUUACAAAAGUUGCUCCUAAAAAGGUUUCAAAUUUUCAAGAAUGAAGAAAUAACUAUUCUGAAGAAAGAUAGCAUGAAGACAAUUUUGAACGAAUGGGCUGAAUUCCUAACGAAGGAGCAGAAAGGAACUAAUAUUACACACAUCCCAGAUGAAGUGUUGCAGAAUAAAAAGGUGGCUGACAUUUUGAGGGACGACAUUGAAUGCAGGUGGUUGGUUGGUCGGAUCAAUGUGGGCAAUAAUCAGGAGAGUCCAGUCGGUACUAAUGAUGUAAAUAGUUCUUGCAGUGCUGCCCUUGCGCGGAAGGGCACCGCUCUGAGCAAAAUAGACCAACUGCACUUCGACGAGUACCCAAACUUGUUCCAUUACGAGUAUCCGCAAUUCCCAUACAACUAUUAUGACAAGAAAAAAAUGGAGAACUUUUACUCGCUCUUAAAAUUCCCUUACAAUGAUAUUUUAAAAAUUUCGAAGAUGAUCAAGAGGGAUGUGAUAUCCCCGAGUGGUAAUGCUGAGGAGGGAGAAAUACUGCAACAGGGGGGGAAGGCGCAAAGCGAGGUGUUGGAAUCCACGCAUGUGGAUGUAGUUAAUGAUGACUUCAUGAAUUACUCUAGCAAUAGUUAUGUGUAUGCCCCAUCUGAGAUGGAGACGUCGAAGGAGAAUUACCACGAGUAG
Plasmodium knowlesi strain H is the source of this 723-nucleotide messenger RNA. RefSeq names its product conserved protein, unknown function. The transcript has a single exon. Lineage: Eukaryota; Apicomplexa; Aconoidasida; Haemosporida; Plasmodiidae. The coding region runs from base 1 to 723 and encodes 240 amino acids. The record is from RefSeq and is a predicted model, not a curated record.